CAGCUCCAUGAGACUGUGAAAAGAAAGCUUGAUAGUGCUGCUUCCCCUCAGAAUGGAGACCAGCAGAAUGGCUAUGGUGAUGUAUUUUCUGUGUCCAAGAAGCUGCGUCGUGAUGAUGGCCUUGGUGGAGUGAGUGGCUCUUCCAAUGGAAUGCCCCCCGUGUCUCCACUCCAUCAUCUUGACAAGAAAUCUGGUGGUGGAGACACCUUACAACUUAACGGAAAGCAUCCCAUGGGGUUAGAUGGCAUCAGCAAGAAGUGUCUUCCAGAUUCCAGCCUACAGAUGAACGGAGGUGGUGAUGCUGAUGACUCAUUUCCUCUGACUCUGAACAAAGAGCUGAAGCAGGAGCCCGUAGAUGAUCUUCCAUGUAUGAUUGCUGGGGCAGGGGGGUCUAUAUCUCAGAAUAACUUGAUGCCUGAUCUUAAUCUUAACGAGCAAGAAUGGAAGGAACUUAUUGAGGAGCUUAAUAGAUCAGUGCCCGAUGAAGACAUGAAGGAUCUCUUUAAUGAAGACUUUGAAGAAAAAAAAGAUGCAGAUUCUUCAAAUUCAGCUGCACAGACUCCAUUGCCACAAGAUAUUAACAUAAAGACUGAGUUUUCCCCAGCGCCCUUUGAACAAGAACAGAUGGGAUCUCCCCAGGUUCGGUCCACUUCUUCAGGUCCAGCAUUUAUUGGUGCUGCUUCUGUACCUGUAAGUGCCGCUUCUCCAGCGGUUGGUAGUUCUCAGGCUAUGUUUCAGCCUUCCAGUCAGUCAAUGACUGAAAAUCCUAAUCAACCCAUGAUGCAGGCAUCAAACCACUCUCAGAACGUCCAGAGGCCUCUCCCUAAUGUGUUGUUACCUGGGAAGGGUGCAGGAAGUGCCAAAGAAAUGUCUUCUGCUCAUCAACUUCAACAGAUAGCUGCCAAGCAGAAGAGAGACCAGAUGCUGCAGAACCAGCAACAAGCUUCACAAGUCCACCAAACAAAUCAGAUGUCCACGUGGCAACAGUCUGGGCCUUCCCAUAGUCCACUGGCUGUCCCAUAUACCCUGGAAAAUCCCACCAGCCCAUCAGUUUUCCAGCCUGACUUCAACAAUCAGAAACUCAUGAUGCCUAAUAUGGGAAAUAAAAGCUCACCGAGAGCUGGAGGCAAUUACCAUGUGAACAUUUUGGGUCAUCAGCAAAACAGCUUGAACCAGAACCCUGUGAAUAGUCAAGGCUCUAUGCUAGACUAUGGGAACACCAAACCUCUUUCACAUUACAAAGCAGAAUGUGAACAGGGGGUGACAGUACCUGGUCAGAACAAGGCGCCCAUGUUGGCAUACAUACAACAGCGCCAGCAGCCACCGCUGUCUCAUGUGAGUGAUGACCAAAAUGGGAUGAUCCUGUUGAAACCCAAGCCUGGAAACAUUGCUUACCGACUGCCGCACAGCCAGGAUCAAAACCCUUCUCCUAACGUUCCUCGUGUUCCUGUUUCUGUCCCGGGCACUGGUGUGGGUGCCCAGGCUCCCAACGUCUCCAUGGCAGGUAACCACAGCAACCCCCCUUAUCUCAGCAAUCAGCAGCAAGCAGCAGUGAUGAAGCAGCACCAAAUGCUGAUGGACCAGCAGAAGCAGAGAGAGCAGCAACAAAAGCACUUGCUUAUGGAGCAACAGAAGCAGCAAUUCCUAAUGGAGCAGAGACAGCAACAUCUUCUGGCUGAGCAGGAGAAGCAGCGGCAGCAGCAGGAGCAGCAGCUGCAGCGGCAUCUGACUCGACCACCUCCCCAGUAUCAGGAUCAGCCGCAGAAUCCAUACCAGCAACCAGUUGGACAGUUCACAGGGUCAUCUUCAGCCAUGCCCGGGGUCAGUAAUUUAGGACAAUCCAGCUCCAGUAGUCCACGGAUGUUUCCUCAGACCCAGAACAUGAUUCAGAUGGGACCUGCACACAGUUCUGUUCCUCCACUCCAGUCGGGCUCCAGUCAGCAGGACCGGGGGGUGACUCAGUAUACCAAUAUGCAAAACAUUCAGCGAGGGGGAUUAUACAACUUGGCGUCUGGUAUGACACAGAUGGUUCCCCAGCAUGCAACUCAGAGUGCCAACGGACAGCCACCGAUGCAGAGACAAGGCAGCUUGGGCCAGGGUGCUGCUGUUCCUGCUGGGUAUGGGCAGAAUACCUUAGCAAACUCAAGUAUUUCUCAGCAGCACAAUAAAGGUGGUCUGAAUCCAACCUUAUCUAAGCCACAGAUGGCAAGAGUACCAGCUGCUAUGGGGGCUCAAAAUCCGUCUUGGCAGCACCAAGGUAUCCCUAAUAUUAACAACCAGACACAAGCAAACAGUGGCUUAGGACCGUUUACUGCCAGCUCCUCUUUCCACAUGCAGCAAACUCAUCUAAAGAUGGCCAACCAACAGUUUGCCCAAGGAAUGCCUCAGGUAAGCCUCAGCACCAGCAGACCGAUGACCUCUAUGAACGCUGCUGUCUCUGGGCAGAUGUUGUCGUCAUCUUUAGGUGCGCAGCAGCGGACAAACCCACCUACACAACAGCAGGUACCCUCACAGCAAGUCUUGCCUGGCAUCAACCAGACUGUUCCAGAUCUGAAUGCUUUCAACCAGAACCCAAAUCAGCAAAUGCCCAACAGAGGUAAUCUGCACUGUAGUCAAGGGUACCCUGUGAGGACAACCAGUCAAGAGCUGCCUUUUGCCUACAGCGGUCAGUCGGGCAAUAACGGACUUCAGAACUUAACUGGUGACACAGAUCUGAUAGACUCAUUGCUGAAAAACAGGACUUCAGAGGAGUGGAUGAAUGAUCUGGAUGAGUUGUUAGGAACUCAUUAAAA
Molecule: messenger RNA, 2792 nt
Organism: Nestor notabilis (Kea)
Lineage: Eukaryota; Metazoa; Chordata; Aves; Psittaciformes; Psittacidae
Gene: MAML1
Product: mastermind-like 1 (Drosophila)
Exons: 4
Biological process (GO): positive regulation of transcription of Notch receptor target
Cellular component (GO): nucleoplasm
Molecular function (GO): transcription coactivator activity
Source: RefSeq, a predicted model, not a curated record